Suillus fuscotomentosus is the source of this 675-nucleotide messenger RNA. RefSeq lists its product as uncharacterized. The transcript has 3 exons. Gene Ontology annotation, molecular function: voltage-gated proton channel activity. Lineage: Eukaryota; Fungi; Basidiomycota; Agaricomycetes; Boletales; Suillaceae. The coding region runs from base 1 to 675 and encodes 224 amino acids. The record is from RefSeq and is a predicted model, not a curated record. Gene Ontology annotation, biological process: proton transmembrane transport. Gene Ontology annotation, cellular component: plasma membrane.
AUGUCCGGUCCAGGAGAACAACAGCCUCUCCUCACAGUCCCGUAUGGUGAGGAUGGUGCGCCCACAGAGCCGCCCAAGGGGACUUUAGACGUCUGGCGCGAGAACAUUUCGCGCAUUUUAGAGUCCCGGCCAUUCCAUACACUCAUUAUUACAUCGAUUGUGAUUGAUGCUACUUGUGUCCUCGCUGAUCUCGGAUUCACCGUUUUGUCCGAUUCUUGCACCCCGCUAGAUGAGGGCCCUGCAUGGCUCGAAGUUCUGGCCACCAUAUCCCUUGCCAUAACCACGCUCUUUCUUAUUGAAAUACCAGUUGCCCUCUGGACCUUUGGAAUCCGCUUCUACAACCCAUUCUCAGAUGUUCCGCAUUCGACUUUGCAUCUGUUUGAUGCCGCAAUUAUCAUCACGACUUUCAUACUCGAAUUUGUCCUCAAAGGACGCCAACGCGAAUUGGCUGGUCUGCUGAUCAUUCUUCGUUUGUGGCGGUUAGUAAAGCUUGUUGGAGGCAUUGCCGUAGGAGCUGCGGAACUAGGGGAAGAAACUGCAGAGGAACUCGAAGAGACCAAAAGGCAGCUCGAGGGCACCACAAUCGCACUCGCAAAGGCUCGCGAGGAAAAUCGCAAGUUACGGGGCCGGGUAGCCUGGUUGGAGACGGGCGGAUCCGAAGGAGCCGAGUUUUGA